AUGACGGCUUCAUCUAUUGACGAGGAGAUCUUCACUGAGGCAGCUGUUGGCUACGGCAAUGCGCCCAGCAAGGCUCCUCUUUCUCCAGCUACGGCACCGGCCAAGGCACCCCUCAAGCCACCAGUUACAGCACCUGCACCAACACCAGUGAAGGCGGCUCCACCUCCUAUUCUACCACCGGUGAACAUUACAGAGUGUCCACGUCUUUGUGGAGUAAGGUGUUCACUGCAUUCAAGGAAGAGGCAGUGCACAAGGGUGUGCAUGACUUGCUGCCAACGCUGCAAAUGUGUUCCACCAGGCACGUACGGUAACAAGGAGAUGUGCGGUAAGUGCUACACUGAUAUGACCACCCACGGUAACAGACCCAAGUGCCCUUGA
Telopea speciosissima is the source of this 378-nucleotide messenger RNA. RefSeq names its product gibberellin-regulated protein 14-like. Bases 1 to 378 code for a protein of 125 amino acids. NCBI's taxonomy places the organism in Eukaryota, Viridiplantae, Streptophyta, Magnoliopsida, Proteales, Proteaceae. The transcript is spliced from 3 exons. The record is from RefSeq and is a predicted model, not a curated record.